GCUGAUGAACGCAAUCUGACAAUGACACGGAGGAACAAUAACGAAGUUUGUGACAUUUUAAAAUGGGGCUUUACAGUUGUUUAUCAGUUAUCUUAAUAUUUGCUUAUUUAUUUUGUCCAUCGCUUGUGAAUAACAUAGGCCUGGUGUUGUUUGCGUAUUCACCAUUUGAACACCGUGCGAUAUAAUCAUGGAUUUCGUUCUCGGCGGCGUAGCUGCGUGCGGUGCUUGCUUAUUCACAAACCCGUUGGAGGUUGUGAAAACUCGGAUGCAAUUGCAAGGUGAGCUGAAGAGCCGAGGAACCUACCAAGUUUAUUAUAGGAAUGUAUUUCACGCCUUUUACACGAUAGGUAAAAUAGAUGGACUGCCUGGUCUACAGAAAGGUUUGGUACCCGGGCUUGUGUAUCAGUUUUUCAUGAAUGGGGUCCGGCUGGGCUCUUACGCCACCAUCGAGUCCUUGGGAUACAUUCACACGGACGGAAGGGUCUCCGCUGCGAAGAGCACACUGGCCGGGGCCGUUGCCGGUGUCGUGGGUGCUGUCAUGGGAAGCCCGAUUUACCUGGUAAAGACACAUUUACAGUGUCAAUCCACUUCCUCUAUUGCAGUAGGACACCAGUAUAAGCAUCAGGGAAUGAUGCAUGCACUGUUGGCCAUCUACAGACAGCAUGGCAUUUUGGGGUUGUGGAGGGGGGCAAGUGCAGCAGUGCCAAGGGUCAGUGUGGGGUCAGCUGCUCAACUCUCCACUUUUUCUGCUUCUAAAGAGCUGGUCACUGACACACAGUUAUUCUCUGAGGGCAGCUGGUUAAUAGCUCUGAGUGCUGGAAUGAUCAGUAGUGUAGUCGUUGUAUUAGCUAUGACGCCAUUUGAUGUAGUCAGCACUCGCCUCUACAACCAGCCUGUGGAUUAUCUCGGCAAGGGUAUAUUGUACCGAGGUUUUGUGGACUGUUUCUCUAAGACACUGAAGAAUGAAGGUAUGACUGGUCUAUAUAAAGGUCUCGGAGCUUCAUACUUCCGACUCGGUCCUCAUACCAUCAUCUCCCUGGUCUUCUGGAACGAGCUGUACGCUUUAUACCACAACUAAAGCUAGCGUCUCACAACAGCCUGAUGUGGGCAUGCCAAUCAGCAAAACGUCAUCUUUAUGAUGUAUUCCUGAUCUGCUGGUUAAAGUAAUUUAAGAUUGUUCUUGUAGUUUAGAGCCUUAUCCAGUAUUUGAGAUAUAAAUGCUUCAUAUUUUACUAAGCUCUAGACAAACAAUAGGGGCAUUUAUAAAAGGUGGUUCUGAUCAGCCAGAACUUGAAAGACACAUAAAAAGGUUUUACAAACAGCCCUUGAAGAGAGUAGACUGAUAAUUAAUAAGAACUAGAUUGAGACCAUUCCUGAAGGACAACCCAGUGCUUGCAAAGCAGCAAAAGAAUAAUGUAAAUCAAUUUAAGUAGGGGUGGACCGGUAUAAUGAUUUUUGGCCGAUACCGAUUUUAACUAAAAUGUUACCUUAUUUUGCUUAAGAAUUAUGCUUUACAAGAUAUACAAACAGGUAUAAAAGCUUUGAACAUAGAUUUGAUCUGUUGGACACAUGACAGGCUAACAUUUUAAGAGAGCCACAAUUAUGGAUAAUGACUCUUGAUGUGGAAAAAAAUAUUUUGCUCUACUAAAACUUUUUAAGCUGAACUGCAGAAAAUGCUUUCCCUUACAAAUGUCACUUCCACAAUGUUAGGGUGUUAUGGGUGGUUUCCAAGGCAUUGCUAUGCAGUUGUUAAGGUGUUUUUAUUUCACAUGUUGGCAUAUGGUUGCUAAUGUGUUCUGGGUGGUUGCUAGGUCAUUGCCAGGUCGUUGAUGGGAUGUUAUGAGUGGUUGCUAGGUAAUUGCUUUUUGGCCCAAGUCAGAAGAGCUCACCUCCAAGUCAUGAUACUAUAUUGCCAAAAGUUUGUGGACACAUGAACAGCAACAUUCAUGUGUGCUUGUUGAACAUUCAAUUUCAAAACCAUAGAUAUUAAUCCCACUCUUUGCGGCUUUAUCAUCUUCCACUCUUCCACUUGAUGUUGGAAUGUAGCUGCAUCAGACCAUCAAGGAGGUCCGUCACUGACGUUGGGCGAUGGACUCUGGCUCACGGUUGGCGUCCAAUUUAUCCUAAAGUUGUUCAGUUGGGGUCUAGGCCAGUAAAGAUCUUCCACACCAGACUCAGUACAUUAUUUCUUUAUGGACCUCGUUUUGUCAUGCUGGAACAGAAAAGGGCCCUCCCUAACUGUUAAACCAAUGUUAGAAGCACACAAUUGUUUAGCUUUAGCAUUAAGAUUUCUCUUCACUGGAAUUAAUGGAAUAGACAAACAUGUUAAUUGAAAGGGGGUGUCCACAAACCUUUGGCCAUGUACUGCAUUCUGCUCCCUAGAUAUGGCUUAGGUCCCUCCUUCAAUGUAAGUAUAUUGGUAGUCAAUAAGCUGCGCAACAUAAGGUAUAUUUCAUAAGAGUUUGUUUUAAAUGGUUAGAAAAAAAAUGCCCUCAUGAUGGUAAAAGUGCCCCUGAAAAUCAAAUGCCCCUUGAUUAUAAAGCUUAAUUUCAAAAAGUGGUUAAACAAACCAUAGUUUAAUACAUUGUUCAAUCUCCUAAGAAUGAGCAAUAGUCAAAUUGCAAAUUACAAAAAAAAAUAGUUUUUUGAGGAAUUUAAAUACAGUGCUGCAUUGUGAUCAUUGUAAUUAUAAAAACUCAAUUAGAAUGUACCGGAUGCAACAGGAUGGAAUACUUUACACUCCAGAAAAGUUUUGUAAGUGUUAAUGGUAAGAGAACAUAUCUACAUGCAGUUUUAGAAUCAAAGUUACUGUAGAACAAGAAUAACAAUUUGUUAAUGCAAAUAUAUUUUUCCACAAUGUGGAAUGCAUUCAAGUCAGGCCUUUUGUCAUAAAUGCACUUUUGUAAAUAAUUUGUUAGCUGGAAACAUGCUAAAAUAUAUAUCGGUAGACCUUUUUUUUUUUUUUUUUUAAACCCUCUUCGAAGUAAAAUGCAAGUCAUUGCAUCAACAUCACAUGAGUGAACUGUUUUGCUAACUUGCUGCUAAUUAUUAAUAAUGUAAGGAAGGACAAAACUCGACUUAUUUUCUGGACUCAAACUGAUUGGUUAAAACAUAACAACAGACAGUAAUACAUUUGUUUUAAUUUUUUCCCAGCUGUCUAUUUUGUCUUAAUGUUUUUCGAUGCCUCUUAUGUAAGGUUUUCUCAUUUGUUUCCAUUCGUUUUUUUUUGCUGGAACAUUCAUAAAUGUGUAAAAAAGCAACAGAAAUAACUCCCAUCACCUUUAGUUAUGCAAAUGUCAGUUCUUGAUCUUGCAUUCUAAUGUCUCUAAUGUUUAACUGCUGGUCAUGUUUCAUGUUAUAUUUCUAAAGGGCUUUUUCAAAUGUGGCAAGAAUUCCUAAAGACCCAUAUAUACUGUAUAUUUGCAUUGAAUAAUAAGACAUAACUGUCACAGUUUGCCUUACAUUGAAGGUGUUUUUACUGAAUGUGUAGCACUGUUUGAGGCUUUAGAGAAACUAAUGUAACUUACUGUAAUAAAUUAACU
This is a messenger RNA of Xyrauchen texanus (razorback sucker), 3542 nucleotides long. It is a transcript of the gene slc25a35, whose product is annotated as solute carrier family 25 member 35. NCBI's taxonomy places the organism in Eukaryota, Metazoa, Chordata, Actinopteri, Cypriniformes, Catostomidae. Bases 188 to 1078 code for a protein of 296 amino acids. The transcript is spliced from 5 exons. The record is from RefSeq and is a predicted model, not a curated record.